AUUUUAAUUAUUUUUUCCUUACAUUUUAGGACCUGUCUGAGGCGGUGACAUCAUGGGGAGUUGCUGUAGCUGCCUGUGCAAAGACAGUGUCCCAGACAACCACCCUACAAAGUUUAAGGUGACAAAUGUUGAUGAUGAAGGCAACGAGCUGGGCUCAGGGAUUAUGGAGCUGACACAGAGGGAGCUUGUUUUGCACACACAUAAACGUGAUGCUGUCCGGUGGCCAUAUCUUUGUUUGCGCCGCUAUGGCUAUGACUCCAACCUCUUCUCCUUUGAGAGUGGGCGUCGCUGCCAGACAGGGCAAGGAAUUUUUGCAUUCAAGUGCUCAAGAGCUGAGGAGAUUUUUAACUUGCUGCAGGACCUGAUGCAAUGUAACAGUAUCAGUGUGGUGGAGGAGCCUGUCGUCAUCACAAGAAACAGUCAUCCUGCUGAACUGGAACUGACUCGGGCACCUCAGACACCCAACACUGUUGGAUAUACUGUUCCAGGAUAUCCCAAUGGAUUCCACAGUUUUCCUGGGGAGGCCUCAUCUUGCCCUGCUGCUCGACAUCCCUCCAUGAGCAGCCUACGCCAUUCCUCAGUUAGUGAGGACUCCACACAUGCCCUAAUUGUCAAUGAUGAGCAAUCCCACACCUAUGUGAAUACCGCCAGUGGUGAGGAAGAAAGGAGAGGCCACCACUGCAUGCAUUCUUUGCCUGAAGUCCAUCCUCCUGUCUCCCAUUCUAAUCAUACCUGCUCCCUGGAGGAUCGGAACCCCCAAGUCUACCUACAGCCGAGUGAGGUGAAAUUUGUUCUGGGCCCUGCCCCAGGGUACAGGCACAUGAUGAAAUGUGAUGGUUUCUGCAGACCCCGCUGGGAGUGUGCAGGGCACAUCUGCACACCUAACAAUAACAACGAGUGCAAAAAUGAGUGCUUCACAACUAAAUGUGUGUACGAAAAUGUCAAUGGCCUCAUACCUUCUCGAGGGACCUUGCUUCGUCGUGGGGGCAGUGGGCGGUUGAAAAUUCCCCGUGAAGAUCUGAAUCCUCCCAGUUGUUCUCAUCGGCGAACCACCCUGUUGCACUAUGAGAACCUGCCCUCACUGCCACCUGUGUGGGAGUGCCAGCCACUGAGGCACGACCAGGAUGAGGAGGACUCUGGUGAUGCAAUGACACCUUCCCCCAAUGGUUAUCCUGAGCUUGAGGAAGAUGACCCUUUACAAAAUUACAUGAACUCAGAAAGUGCUGCCCUGCAUGGGGGCUUGCGCAGGGAGAAUUGCAUACAGCACCAUCGUAGCUGCACACCUAGUGUCUUCAAUUUUGACUUCCGCCGGCCUUGUUUGGAGCAGCAAAGGCAGCUCAACUAUAUUCAAGUGGAACUGGAGGAUGACCCCCACAAAGGGCACCAAAGCACACCAGUCCCCUAUGCCCCACUUUCUGCUCCACAUCCAGCCCGCAGGACGGAUUCCUAUGCGGUCAUUGACCUUAAAAAGACAGCAGCCAUGUCCAGCUUGCAGAGGGCACUGCCUAGGGACGAUGGGACUACCAGGAAAACUCGGCAUAACAGCACUGAUCUACCUGUGUGAGAGGAAAGCCCAACCCAAGCACUGCAUUGUGGCUUCAGUACCUGCUCUUCAGUGAAAUCAUGUAGAAAGAUGUAACUGCCAUCUUUCCAUCGCACCUUUGUUUCUCAGUGUGACAAACUGGGAUAUAUUCAUCAAGCUAACUUGAGAAAUGUAGCCUAUUUGUGCCUCUUCCCAACCUCCGUUUUCUCUGCCAUGUAGUUUUUAAAGCCUUGCAAAGUGCUUGAAAACUUGAUUCAUUUAAUAGUGGGGAGGCUGGUAGUCAUGAUGCCACCUGUUCUUUCCCUCCAGCUUUAUAUAGGUAUUGUACUUUGAAAUUCUCCCUUCUGGUUUUGACUUGGCCCUUUUGAAGGCCCUGUGAGUAGAACGUAUUUAAUUGGGAAAGUAUAGAAACAUUACAAAGGAAGAAGCAAUUGUGAGGAGCACCCUAAUGAUACAGUCACUGAGUUUAUCCCUUUUAUUUUUGAAGGUAUGCAGAAGCAUAAUGUGUGUUAUUUAUUUGUUUAUUUAUAUUUCAACUGCUCUUUAUUUAUUUAUUUAUUUAUUUAUACAUCACAAGUUGAAGUGCCAAUCCAAUGUAAAAUGUAACUGUUCGCUGCUAAUUCUUCUCUCUUGAGCGAGAAGGAAGUGCUGAGAGGAGGGUGUCUCAUCACAAGCAACGUAUUUGGCAGUGCCUGCUGAAAACCAAAAAGGAGUAGUAGGAAGAAUGGAGAUGUGGUAUGCUGGCAUAUGAAUCCGUUGCCAGUAGUUUGGAAAUGAGUACCUGGAAUGUGUUAAAGGAUAGAUGUUUCAAGAUGGUAGAAAGUCUUGUUCAUAUGAAAUAAUUUAGAAAGAAGGCACUUGCUCCAUGCCAGUCAUCUACACAAGCUAUCUUGUUCAUUUGCUAAGCGGCAUGCCAGGAUGGUGGAGGGAAUAUCUUAGUGCUGCACAGAACCAUACAUGCUCCAGGUCACACAGCUAGAUUCCCAGGCCUUUCAACCUAAAUCCAGGGUUAUCCAAACCAUUUGAGAUCCAUGCACAGAUAAAGAUAGCAGUGCAUGCAGACAACCGUAAUCUCUUAGCUCCUCUCUCUGACUCUCUCCAUCUGUCUCAUUAUAUACCUUUCUCCAGCCUCACCACAAAAAAGAACAACUUUAACCCCUCCAAACCUAACAAAGCCUCAGUUGGCCUUUCAGGAGAUGCUGUCACCAUAGUAGCUUGCCAGAUUCUCUUGGAGAAACCAGCAUCUUUUGUCAUUGCAGAGCUAAGAGAAAAUGUGGGUUUAGCUGCAGCUCAGUGUUUUGUUGAUGUCAUUUGGAGGUACUUUUCCUCCACUUUGUUUUAGACUGUCUACAGGCAUGCCUUGAUUGAACUGAACAUGACAUCUAGAGCAGUGAACUCACUGUGGAUGUGCACUCCCCCCCCCUUUUUUGAUGAACAUGCAGACUUUCAAACUGAAUUGAGCUUGGGUGCAGCUGUUUCAAAUGCAGACUGGCUGUGCAGAAUACUGGUUGACUUUCCCUCUGGCAAUUGCAAAAUCACCAUCCUCUCCUCAUCUAGAUUGCCAGGUUGCAACAUGGCCUCAUUGUGUGUGUCAAAAAGAUUCUAAACUACCUACCAAUAUACUGCUGUCCAGUCCAAGUGAGGAGAGGGGGACUGUUUUUUUUUUUUACAGACAUUGAAUAAAUAUGUAUUUUUAAAGGCACUGAAUAGAGGCAGGAUAAACAUGCUGAACAAUUACAAAAGUUAUUUUUAAAAUAAAAAAAAUCUGGCUGAAGCACGGUGAAGAGGCUGACUUCAAUCCAUGCUGGAAUCAAAGCCAGGUACUUCAGGCAGCAGAGGAGUGG
This is a messenger RNA of Heteronotia binoei (common prickly gecko), 3387 nucleotides long. It is a transcript of the gene FRS3, whose product is annotated as fibroblast growth factor receptor substrate 3. NCBI's taxonomy places the organism in Eukaryota, Metazoa, Chordata, Lepidosauria, Squamata, Gekkonidae. Gene Ontology annotation, cellular component: cytoplasm. Gene Ontology annotation, biological process: cell surface receptor protein tyrosine kinase signaling pathway. The record is from RefSeq and is a predicted model, not a curated record. Bases 53 to 1564 code for a protein of 503 amino acids. The transcript has 5 exons.